This is a messenger RNA of Acanthosepion pharaonis, 819 nucleotides long. The record is from the annotation of a GenBank genome assembly. NCBI's taxonomy places the organism in Eukaryota, Metazoa, Mollusca, Cephalopoda, Sepiida, Sepiidae.
AUGGUUUCCCUGCUUUUAUCGAUUUCAUUUUUAUUUAAGCGACUUCUAUUGUAUUCCUUCUUUUAUUCAUUUGAUAAAAUUGUUUUUCACUUCUUAAAACGAUUUCUAUUCACUUUUAAAUUUAAACUUUUUCAUUCUAUUUUUUCUUUUAUCUAUGCAUUCCUUAUUUCUUUCUCUGAUACUCUUUCUUUCUUUUUCUUUUUUCAUACAUUCUUUCUUUCUUUCUUUCUUUCUUUCUUUCUUUCUUUCAUACUCUUUUUCUUUUUGAAACAUUCUUUUUCUCUUUCUUUCUCUAACAUUCUUUUCUUUUUAAAAAUUCUUUAUUUGUAUCAUUCAUUCUUUCUCUCUUUCUUUCUAACAGAGAUAUUUUCUUUCCUUUAUUCAUUUUCAUAUUCUAUUUUCAUUUUUUCAUAUUUUUUGAUUGAUUUUUCUUUUCUUUUCAUUACUGUGUCGAUGAGCGGAAAUCUCUUUCAUUCACUUUUUAAUUCUCUUUUUAUUUCUGCUUUUGUUUUUUUCACUUGUUUUUCUUAUUUAUAUUUUUAUUUUUUUUAUUUUUCUUACAUUUAUAAUUUUUGUUUUUCUUUCUUUUCAAAUCAACUUUCAUUUCUUUGCCAAUUUUCACCAACAUUUCUCCUUGAUUCUUCCAAUUUCUUUCUUUCGUCCUUAUUUUUACCCCAGUUUUGUCCUUUCUUUCUUUCUUUCUUUCUUUCUUUCUUUCUUUCUUUCUUUCUAAGUUAUUUUCACGUAAACUUUACUUUUCUAAAUUCUUCCUUUCUUUCUUUCCUAAUUAACUUUUCUUUUCAAUUUAUUUUCACGUAA